CCUCGCACCCCCGGCGCCUCCCGCUCUGCUACAUGCGAGCCGCGGGCGCGCACCGGGGCCAGCACGCCCGGGACUCCCCCGCUCCCCGCACGCCGCCAGCUCCGCCGGCACCCGCACCCUUUUGGAGGGUGAUGAUGCUCCAGUAAUUUUCCCGGCUCCAUUCCCAGGCAUCGCUUUGCUUUCCUUCCAGGAAAGAUAGUUCUGCUUGUGAUCCUGCUGAGGGAAGAGACUCCGAUGGACUUACACCGGGCAGCAUUCAAGAUGGAGAAUUCACCCUACCUCCCCAACCCGCUGGCCUCCCCAGCGCUGAUGGUUCUCGCCUCCACCGCUGAAGCCAGCCGUGAUGCUUCCAUUCCCUGCCAGCAGCCAAGGCCUUUUGGAGUCCCUGUAUCGGCAGACAAGGACGUGCAUAUCCCCUUUACCAAUGGCUCAUAUACUUUUGCCUCCAUGUAUCACCGUCAAGGUGGGGUGCCAGGAGCAUUUGCAAACCGUGACUUUCCUCCAUCCUUGCUUCACCUCCACCCCCAGUUUGCACCCCCCAACCUGGACUGCACCCCGAUCAGUAUGUUGAACCACAGUGGUGUUGGGGCUUUCCGCCCCUUUGCAUCUACUGAAGACCGGGAGAGCUACCAGUCAGCCUUUACACCGGCCAAGCGCCUGAAAAACUGCCAUGACACUGACUCACCCCAUCUGCGCUUCUCGGACGCUGAUGGGAAGGAGUACGAGUUUGGCACGCAGCUCCCCUCCAGCUCCCCCGGCUCCCUCAAAGUCGAUGAUACAGGAAAGAAGAUCUUUGCUGUUUCUGGCCUCAUUUCUGACCGGGAGACCUCAUCCAGUCCUGAAGACCGAAGUGACAGAUGCAAAAAGAAGGCAACUUUAUUCGACAGCCAGGCUCCGAUCUGUCCCAUCUGCCAAGUCCUCCUUCGCCCUGGGGAGUUGCAAGAGCACAUGGAACAGGAGCUGGAGAAGCUCACCCAGCUGAACAUCAGCAAGAGCUCCAUCCUGAAGGAUGCCAUGGCUGCAGGUACCCCCAAGUCAAUUUUGUUGUCGGCCUCAAUCAAGCGGGAAGGAGAUUCUCCGACGGCAUCGCCCCAUUCCUCAGACGACAUCCAUCACUCGGACAGAUACCAGACCUUCCUGCGGGUGCGAGCGAACCGGCAGACACGGCUGAACGCUCGGAUUGGGAAAAUGAAACGGAGGAAGCAAGACGAAGGGCAGGUAUGUCCCCUCUGCAGCCGACCUCUGUCAGGAUCCGAGGAGGAGAUGAGUAGGCAUGUGGAACAAUGCCUUGCAAAGAGAGAAGGUUCAUGCAUGACUGAGGAUGACUCUGUGGACAUCGAGAAUGAGAAUGGGAACCGCUUUGAAGAGUACGAGUGGUGCGGGCAGAAGAGGAUACGAGCUACUACCCUCCUGGAGGGAGGAUUUCGAGGGUCUGGGUUCAUCAUGUGCAGCGGCAAGGAGAAUCCAGACAGCGACGCUGACCUGGACGUGGAUGGCGACGACACACUUGAAUACGGGAAACCACAGUACACAGAGGCAGACGUUAUCCCUUGCACUGGGGAAGAGCCAGGGGAAGCCAAAGAGAGGGAGGCGCUUCGAGGUGCUGUGUUAAACGGCGGCACACCCAGUACUCGAAUAACACCGGAGUUUUCUAAAUGGGCCAGCGACGAAAUGCCCUCAACGAGUAAUGGUGAAAGCAGUAAACAGGAGACUAUGCAGAAGACCUGUAAGAACAGUGACAUUGAAAAAAUUACAGAAGACUCUGCAGUGACAACAUUUGAAGCGUUAAAGGCUCGUGUCCGUGAGUUAGAAAGGCAGCUUUCCCGUGGGGACCGCUAUAAAUGUCUCAUUUGCAUGGACUCCUACACAAUGCCCCUGACUUCCAUUCAGUGCUGGCAUGUGCACUGUGAAGAAUGCUGGCUGCGGACUCUGGGUGCCAAGAAGCUCUGUCCCCAGUGUAACACCAUCACGUCUCCCGGAGACCUUCGGCGCAUCUACUUAUGAAGGACCCAGGGGGAGGGCAGGAUGCAGCUACUCGGCUCAGCUCAUCACAACAAGGGGGGAGAAGAACGACAGCAACAACCACCACAAACAGACGUUUUAAAAUGUAAAGAGAAAACAAACCAGAGACUCCAGACGUGGACUUGAGGAUACAGGAGCAGCGGGGGAGCCUCGCCUCCCAGGUCCCGCAUGUUGAGACCUCCUUCGGCAUCUGCAGCGGGCAAACCCAAACCCU
Dryobates pubescens (Downy woodpecker) is the source of this 2236-nucleotide messenger RNA. RefSeq names its product ring finger protein 220 (gene RNF220). The record is from RefSeq and is a predicted model, not a curated record. The transcript has 15 exons. Gene Ontology annotation, biological process: protein ubiquitination. NCBI's taxonomy places the organism in Eukaryota, Metazoa, Chordata, Aves, Piciformes, Picidae. Gene Ontology annotation, molecular function: ubiquitin protein ligase activity; metal ion binding. The coding region runs from base 235 to 2004 and encodes 589 amino acids.